UGCGAGGAUCACUUGCAUUUGCUCCUGACCAGGGAAAGGCUCAGUGUGUUGAGCAAUGUGAGUCCAAAGGAAUGUAACCUGUUCCUUUGUGUUUGGAUUUACUGACCAAGCACUGAGCUGUCUUGGCUCCUGGGGACUGGAGAAGCACAUGAGCAAAUGCACUUUUCUCCCCUGGUGGGAAGCUGGUUUGAUGCCUUAUUACCGUAAUUGCCAAAUCCAUCAGUCAUUGCAGGCUGUUUUCAAGACUUCAUCCUCUUUCACCCUCUGCUCAGGAAGGAGAGCCAGCUUAUUUUGACAAUGCUCACAGAAAGGUGCUUGGCAUUUGUUUAUUCUGCACUGUACCUCUGGUCAUCCUUGUUCUUCUCACUCUUUAAAGUCUCUCAGCAGGGGGAAAGCCAGAGACGCUUGUACAGAGAACUGCUGCGGAACUACAAUCGUCUGGAACGACCCGUAGUGAAUGACUCCCAACCGCUCGUAGUCGAGCUCCAGCUUUCCUUGUUGCAGAUAAUUGAUGUGGAUGAGAAGAAUCAGGUGUUGAUCACCAAUGCUUGGCUGCAGAUGUCCUGGGUUGAUGUUUACUUGUCUUGGGAUCAGUAUGAAUACCCAGGAGUGCAGAACUUGAGAUUUCCUGCUGACCAGAUUUGGGUACCAGACAUUCUUCUGUAUAACAGUGCAGAUGAAAGAUUUGAUGCAACUUUUCACACAAAUGUGCUGGUGAACUACUCUGGAUCCUGCCAAUAUAUUCCUCCAGGCAUUUUGAAGAGCACAUGUUACAUUGAUGUCCGCUGGUUCCCCUUUGAUGUGCAGAAGUGUGAUUUGAAGUUUGGCUCCUGGACUCACAGUGGCUGGUUGAUUGACCUGCAGAUGCUCGAGGCUGAUAUUUCCAACUACAUCUCAAAUGGAGAAUGGGAUUUAGUGGGUGUCCCAGGGAAGAGGAAUGAGAUGUACUAUGAAUGCUGCAAAGAACCAUACCCAGAUGUAACAUACACCAUCACCAUGCGUCGACGCACCCUCUACUAUGGCUUGAACUUACUCAUUCCCUGUGUUCUCAUAUCUGGCUUAGCACUGCUUGUAUUCCUUUUGCCAGCUGAUUCUGGGGAGAAGAUUUCUUUAGGUAUCACUGUCCUUCUUUCCCUGACUGUAUUCAUGCUGCUCGUGGCUGAGAUCAUGCCUGCAACUUCUGACUCUGUCCCACUAAUAGCUCAGUAUUUCGCUAGCAUCAUGGUCAUCGUUGGUCUGUCUGUGGUGGUAACAGUGCUGGUUCUGCAGUUUCACCAUCAUGACCCCCAAGCAGGAAAGAUGCCCAAAUGGGUCCGUGUCGUCCUGCUGAAUUGGUGUGCUUGGUUUUUACGAAUGAAAAAACCUGGGGAAAACAUAAAGCCCCUCUCUUGCAAGUACAGCUAUUCCAAGCAGCAGCUGAGCGUGAACAGCAUGGAAGUGAGCGUCCUUCCCGGGCACCAGUCCAGCAAUGGCAACACCAUCUACAGCUACCACGCCAUGGAGAGCCCGUGCUGCCCACAGCAGAACGACCUGGGCAGCAAAGGUGGGAAGAUGACCUGCCCCUUAGCAGAAGAUAUUGAGCUUGUGCAAAAGAAAGCUUUAAUGGACACUCUUCCAGUGAUGGUGAAGAUCCUGGAGGAAGUCCAGUUCAUAGCGAUGCGGUUCAGGAAACAAGAUGAGGGUGAAGAGAUCUGCAGUGAAUGGAAGUUUGCAGCUGCUGUCAUAGACAGAUUAUGUCUGGUUGCAUUUACCCUUUUUGCCAUCAUUUGCACAUUUACAAUACUCAUGUCUGCUCCAAAUUUUAUAGAAGCUGUUUCAAAGGAUUUUGCAUAAGGUUUUCAAAGAUGAGCAUGAUAAUCAAAAAGUGAAUAUUGCCAGUAAUUUUACUAGAUAAUUUAACUCAAAUAGAGAAGUGUACUUAUAUGUACUAACAUACACAGAAGGGGAUUAAAAUAAUUUCAGGACAUAAUUAUUCCUGAUGUUAGUGAUUGUAGUUACUGAAUAGUAAAUGUAUUGAACUCCGUUACUUAUUUCAUAGACUAGUGCCACAUGUAAUUUUGUCAUGAUCCGUGGUAAGUGAUAGACAAGAAUUCAAUACAUUACAAUACUAUAAUAUAUUUAUUACAAGUGAACAUUAGUAUCAAUGUGUUACUUUGAAUUUGUGAACUUUUGGAUAUCGUUAAUUUAAAUGACCAUUGAAGACUAUAAUUUUUUGCAUAAUUUUAUUGUUUUCAGUAUAUCUGUGUUUUAUAAUUAUUGUUUGGUGUGGCUGUGACAUGCACUUCUCAGAUUUGGAAGAUGUAUCUCCACAGUCUUAUGAUGCUGUAUAUUGUAUUUAUGAGAAUAAACCAUCAU
Melozone crissalis (California towhee) is the source of this 2355-nucleotide messenger RNA. Its product is annotated as neuronal acetylcholine receptor subunit alpha-7-like. Bases 298 to 1833 code for a protein of 511 amino acids. Gene Ontology annotation, molecular function: transmembrane signaling receptor activity; acetylcholine-gated monoatomic cation-selective channel activity. Lineage: Eukaryota; Metazoa; Chordata; Aves; Passeriformes; Passerellidae. Gene Ontology annotation, biological process: chemical synaptic transmission; regulation of membrane potential; signal transduction. Gene Ontology annotation, cellular component: synapse; neuron projection; postsynaptic membrane. The record is from RefSeq and is a predicted model, not a curated record. The transcript has 10 exons.